Daucus carota subsp. sativus is the source of this 1608-nucleotide messenger RNA. Its product is annotated as gallate 1-beta-glucosyltransferase 84A24. The transcript has a single exon. The coding region runs from base 43 to 1464 and encodes 473 amino acids. The record is from RefSeq and is a predicted model, not a curated record. Gene Ontology annotation, molecular function: quercetin 3-O-glucosyltransferase activity; quercetin 7-O-glucosyltransferase activity. NCBI's taxonomy places the organism in Eukaryota, Viridiplantae, Streptophyta, Magnoliopsida, Apiales, Apiaceae.
UUGGUGACUAAUACCAAAACAACCAAAAUUGCUUCACAAACAAUGAGCCCUGUAUAUCAAGACUCCAAAAAGGAUCUUGUUCAUAUCUUACUUGUGUCUUUCAUAGGACAAGGCCAUGUCAACCCUUUACUCAGACUAGGAAACCUCCUUGCUUCAUCAGGUUUCCUUGUCACCUUCUCAUCCUGUUCAGAAGUCGGAAAUUCCAUGCGCAAGGCUAACAACAACAUCGAUGAACUCGUUCCAGUUGGCGAUGGGAUGAUCAGGUUUGAGUUUUUUGAUGAUGGAUUACCUGAGAGUGAUCCACGACGCCAUGAUCUCGACUUCUACAUGCCUCACCUUGAGUUGCAUGGUAAAGAGGCAGUCACUGGCAUUGUCAAGAAACACGAAAAAGAAGGGCGUCCCGUGUCAUGCAUCAUUAACAAUCCUUUCAUUCCAUGGGUUUCUGACAUCGCGGAGGCCUUAAGCAUUCGUAAUGCAGUGCUUUGGGUACAGUCCUGUGCUUGUUUCUCAGCUUAUUACCAUUACCAUAAUAAGUUGUCACAGUUUCCCUCCGAAUCUGAACCCGAAAUCGAUGUCCAACUGCCAUCUAUGCCUCUGUUAAAACAUGAUGAAAUCCCGAGUUUCUUACACCCUUCAACUCCUUAUCCAGCCUUAAGAAGAACCAUUCUAGCCCAAUUCAAGAACUUGUCAAAACCAUUCUGUGUACUGGUAGAAACAUUUCAAGAACUCGAAAGUGAAGUCAUUGAUUACAUGUCCAAACUCUGCCCCAUCAAGGCCAUUGGCCCUCUAUUCAAGAACCCGAAAUCUCAACUUUCUAACAUUCAAGGCGAUUGCUUGAAGCCCGUCGAUGACUGCAUCGAUUUCCUCAACUCCAAAAGCCCCUCAUCAGUUGUCUACAUCUCUUUCGGCAGUGUUAUCUCAAUGAAUCAAAAACAAACAAAUGAACUUGCACAAGGUCUUUUAAACUCCGGAGUUUCUUUUCUCUGGGUUUUUAGGCCACCCCUUCCAGGUUUCGACGUAGCUGUACUACCCGAAAAAUUCCUGGAAGCAGCUGGUGACAGGGGAAAAGUAGUGCAGUGGUGUUCACAGAAACAAGUGCUGGCAAAUCCUGCAGUGGCUUGUUUUCUGACACAUUGCGGAUGGAAUUCGACGUUAGAGGCCUUAACAACUGGUGUCCCUGUGAUAACCUACCCUGCAUGGGGUGAUCAAGUCACUAAUGCUAAGUUUCUAGUUGAUGUGUUAAAGGUGGGAGUCAGGUUAAGUAGAGGGAACCAAUCAGAAAAAAAUGUGAUUUCCAGGGACGAUAUCGAAAAAUCUUUAAGAGAAGCUACCAUUGGGGAAAAUGCAGCAGAGAUUAAAAGGAAUGCAUUGAAGUGGAAGGAGGCGGCAGAAGAAGCGGUGGCAGAGGGCGGUUCUUCUGAUCGGAACUUAAAAGAGUUUGUGGAUAAGCUGAUGAUGAACUGAAUGUCAGUGAUGCAUAUAAAAUAAACAUGACUUAUAGGGUUAAGAAUUCAUGAUAAUAUUGUGUAUAGAUUUAUGAAACUGUGUGAGUACUUAAAUUUGUGUCAUUCAACCAUUGCGAGACAUAGUGUCCAGGAUUGAAUUUUA